Messenger RNA from Silurus meridionalis, 2984 nucleotides. RefSeq names its product heterogeneous nuclear ribonucleoprotein D (gene hnrnpd). Lineage: Eukaryota; Metazoa; Chordata; Actinopteri; Siluriformes; Siluridae. Gene Ontology annotation, molecular function: RNA binding. Gene Ontology annotation, biological process: regulation of gene expression. Gene Ontology annotation, cellular component: nucleoplasm. The record is from RefSeq and is a predicted model, not a curated record. Bases 345 to 1277 code for a protein of 310 amino acids. The transcript is spliced from 8 exons.
AGAUGGAUUCUGGAGGAGAUCCACCACCACAGGGACCAGGAGAAGUUCAGAAGCUGAGUUCACUUACAUCAAAUGUAAAACACGACUUGAGAAUGUUCAUCUUUUUUCUCUCCAGCUCUUUGUGCACAUUCUCUAAACAAAAUUAAAACCUUGAACCAGACUGAGAGUGUUUUUACUACAGGAAGGAACUGUAGCGUCGCAUACAUUAGGCGUUGAUUUGACUUGCGCUCCAUGACCUCUUCCUCGGUCUGCCUCCAUUUUGUUCCUCAGCUAAAGCGAAACCUUGCCAUCAGUGCAGGAAACAGCGUCGACUCCCACUGAGAGCUUCCAGGGAGGGGAAAAACAUGGACGAGCAGUACAUCGGAGAAGAUCCGACUAUGAAGAUGGAGGAAGAUGAAGAAGCCAGCGUGGAAGGGCAGAUGCAGGCGGUCAGUGAUGGAGGUCCUGGAGAAAGCGAGGGGUCGAAGAUUGAUGCGAGUAAAAACGAGGAAGAUGAAGGGAAAAUGUUUGUUGGAGGCCUGAGCUGGGACACAACGAAGAAGGACUUGAAAGAUUACUUCGCCAAGUUUGGGGAGGUCGUAGACUGCACUUUAAAGCUGGAUCCAAUGACCGGUCGAUCCAGAGGCUUUGGCUUUGUACUGUUUAAAGAGUCCGAUAGUGUGGAAAAGGUUAUUCAACAAAAAGAACACAAACUUAACGGAAAAGUGAUCGACCCCAAAAAAGCAAAAGCUAUGAAGUCUAAGGAACCUGUGAAGAAGAUCUUUGUUGGGGGCAUUUCACCAGACACGCCUGAAGAGAAGAUCAGAGAGUACUUUCAUGCUUUUGGAGAGGUGGAGUCUAUUGAGUUACCGAUGGAGAACAAAACAAAUAAAAGACGAGGAUUCUGUUUCAUCACCUUCAAAGAGGAGGAACAAGUAAAAAAAAUCAUGGAGAAGAAGUACCAUAAUAUUGGCCUUAGCAAGUGUGAAGUCAAAGUGGCCAUGUCAAAGGAGCAGUACCAGCAGCAGCAGUGGGGUGGAAGAGGUGGCUUCUCUUCUAGAGUUCGUGGGAGAGGAGGACCUAAUCAAAAUUGGAACCAGGGGUACGGAAACUAUUGGAAUCAAGGAUAUGGAAAUUACGGAAACUAUGGCUACAACAAUCAAGGCUAUGGUGGAUACGGGGGCUAUGAUUACACGGGUUACAACUACUACGGCUAUGGUGACUACAGCAACCAGCAGAGUGGUUACGGCAAAUCUCCAAGGAGAGGUGGCCAUCAAAACAGUUACAAGCCAUACUAGCAUACUACAAGCAUAAACUUCAAAACAUACAUACAGGUAUGCAGUUGCAUUACUUAACCCAAGCCAUCCUUAGCCAUUACCUUAUUCUACAUUAACCUCAUAUGUAAUGUAUUUUGCUUAAUUUUUUAUUUUGUUUUUCUUUAAAGUUUUUCACAGCACCCUGGAGUGCUUUACUGUAGUGGUUAACAUAGAAACGUCUUUCGGGCAGUAAUGUAACAGCUGGCUUUUGGCUGUUUCUUGCCUUUUAUGUAACAGUAAAAAAAAAAAAAACAUAAAAAAUUUAACAGGUACAGUACUGCUAAAUGGGUACGAGAAAAUAAGGAUUUGCAACGAAAACACACAAAAGAAGAAUGUUGUCUCCUAACUCUGACCUUGUUUGUACCUGCCAGUGGGGACUUCCUUGCAGGCCAUGAGCUGACUUCCCGAUUCUCUCAGGCCCGCUCAAUGCGGACAGGGUACGAGAGGCGUACGCUCUCGAAUGCUCCCAUUUGGUAUGGUCUUCCAACAUCCUGUAUAUGAAUUGUCAAAAAAACAAACAAAAAACUCCAGAAAACAUAACGGAUACACCAGGCUUUAAUCCUUGCCUUUGCUUAUUUUAUUUUUUGUUUUUUUACAUUCUGUUUAAAAUUCAUGGCAUCCUUUUUUUAAUGUAAUUUUUUAUGUAAUACAACGUAAUGUCAUUUUUUACAGGUAAUGGUUAAAUACGACAGCACUGAAAAAUAACUGCUUACUUUUUUAAAGGAUUCCGCCUUCUCUGGAUUUUCCAGUGUUUUAAUAUAUGCCCUUUUAAUCUUAACUGUAAUGCUUGCUUUUCUUUAUUUAUAGACUGUGUAGCAGUAAUAGCCAGUAGUCCAUGAGCUAAAAAAAAACCUGGUUUGUACUCGGACACCACUACGCCGGAGAAUUGCUUAAUUUUCAUUAUUGUAUUGUGUCUUUUAAUGGCAGCGGUGAAAGAAGUUCGUUCUAACAAAUUCUCUUUUUUUUUUACUUAUUUAUUUUUUUAUUUAAUCUUUUUAAACCUGAAAAAAAUUUGCAUGAAAUGUUUUCUUACUGUAAAAUUUUUAAAUAAUUAAAGGUUAUAUAUUUGUGUCUGGGUGUAAAUUUAUUAAAGUUUAAUGCAUUUUUUUGGGAUUUAUAUAUUCUGGCAUUUUCAAGCAUUAUUUCUAGAUUAUUGCAUUUUAGUAUGAAUAUAUUUUUCUUCUAAAACAAGAUGCCUACCUGUUUUUUUAUUUUGAAAUUAAUUAAUAUUUUUAUUUUCUGUCUUUCAGGUGGGGAUAUUUUUGAAAGGUAACAUCUCAAGCGAAACAUCUUUGUGUCAAGGCAGAUGUUUAUUAAGGAGUGUUAAUGACUUAAGAAAAGCUUCAAUUGAACUACAGCUGCUGGCUGAUGUGCAGUAUGUUUUAUCUUUAUGAGCUGCCUAAUGAAGGUGGACGUUCUGAUCAACAUUGAACUUGCCUGCAGUUUCAGUAUAACAUGCUUUCUCCAGUCAAAAUCUUUUUUUUUUUUUUGUGUUAAUAUGCUUGUUUAUGUUAGUGAUUUGUUUGGUGCAUUAUUUUAAAUAUUCUGCUGCUAGGUCAUUAGUUAAUUUCUUCGCUAUAAAAGUUCGUGUCAGGAGGUUUCUUUGAGGCUUAGGAGUGUUUUUGCUACAAAACCAUUCAAAUCAGUGAUCUAAAUAAAAUAAAGUAUAUAAAUUCUGAAUGAAAUGCA